UUCCUGUGGUGUAGCUGACUGCAGGAAAUUUCCGGUCUGUUGUCAGUCGGCAGCGAAGGUAAUUAUUUACACUCCAACUGUUUUGACAACUUUCAGGUUUAGAUUUGGGUCGGGCAUCGGGGGUGCAGCCAUGCCAAGCCUAAAGCUGAUAUCUGCGACCGACACGCAGUAUUCAGCAGCUGUCCUCAAGUCUCUGAACGAGCAGCGGAGCAAUGGCUUGUUUUGUGACAUCACCAUCAUCAUACAGGACAAGAAAUUCAGAGCGCACAAAACAAUCCUGUCGGCCUCCAGCACGUACUUUCACCAGCUUUUUGCCGUCGCCGGACAAGUCAUCGAGCUCAACUUCAUCCGGCCAGAAAUCUUUGAGCACAUCCUCAACUACAUCUACAGCUCCAGGAUCAUCCGCGUCCGCUCCGACAUGCUGGAGGAACUCAUCCGCGCCGGAAAGAUCCUGGGAGUGAAGUUUAUUGCGAACUUGCAUUCGCCGCUGUCACAAGUGAAAGGUCUGCCGGGUUUGUCCCAGGAGACGGGAAGCAAGAGCGACGCCUCUCCGGAGACUAUGCCCGUCAUCACGGAGUCCUUCUCCAUUUCCGCAGAGGAAUUCAACCAGACAAAGAAACCCGCGGGAAGCGAGGAGGAAGGCGAUGAUGUGGUGUUUGUCUCCUGCACCGAUGCUCAAACCAGAGCCGCGAGUCUCAAGGCCAACCCUUCUGACAUCAUCGAUUUGGAAAAAGUGGAAUCGGAAAAUGUUGAACCCAAACAAAGCGAAGAUUCGAAUCAUGUUGGGGCGGAUGCACGGAAAGCAGCCGCCACGCCAAAAACUAACGGCACAAAGUGUCAGGUGAACAGUCCGGACCGCAGCUCCAGUAACUCCCCGGCGACGCACGCCCAACCAGGCAGCCUCACACCGGAGCCGACCAGUGAAAGCACCGACAUGUUGGGUGUCCACAAGAAGCAAGUCGCCAUUUCAUCCCAGGAGGGCGAUCCCAAAAUACGGCUUCUGGAUGUUUCCGGAGUCUCUGCUAGCAGCGCCAAGGGAACUAUAGAGGCGAAACAGACGGUGACACUCAACACCGGCACGGAAAUCGAUUCGCUUUCAUCCGGAUGUAAAGUUUACGCCAACAUCGGAGAGGACACAUACGACAUCGUCCAAAUGAAAGAAGACCCAGGAGAAGGAGGAUCAAAAUCCAACAAAGGGAAAAGAGCUUUAAUGGCGACGCCCAAAAAGGCCUUCGACCAGGCACCGCUGUCGCCGACACUCAGUCCCAACAGGAAGAAGAACAAAAUGGAGCUGGACGAUCACUAUGAGCUGAUCAUGGAUGGGAAGACUUUCUACGUUUGCGCCGUGUGCAAACGCCCGUAUGUGUGCAUCACGAGUCUGCGGCGUCACUUCAACACCCACUCGUGGGAGAAGAAGUACCCGUGUCGCUUCUGCAACAAGGUGUUCGCCCUGGCGGAGUACAGAACUAAACACGAAGUGUGCCACACGGGCGAGAGGCGGUACCAGUGCCUGCUGUGCAACGACAUGUUCCAGAACUACCAGAUUCUGUCCCACCACUGCAAGCAAGUCCACAAUCAGGACCCGAGCGGCAGGAAGCAGAAAGACGACGGCGACAACAACCUGUACCGCCUGCUGCCGUGCAGGUCGAAGAAGAAGUCAUACGUGACCGACCUGCCGGGAACGCCGUUCAUAUCGGAGGACGGCAGCAUGCAGGAGAUGAGCCCCACCGAAAUGGAGGCCAUGCACAAUUCGGCGCAGAGCGGGAUGUACUGGGACGACCUGUUCGCCGAGCCGGGCGCUCGCUUGCAGCCAGACUCCGAGUCGCCGUCGAUGAGCUCCCCGACGCAGGGACCCAUGGAGUUCGAGUACAUCACACCGUAGAGCCGCUGGGAAGCAAUCAGUCCGCCGGAUAUCCUGUGCCUUCUCGGUUACGCUAACUCUGUGUUCGUCCUCCAAUUCAGAUCAUGUUUUGUGAUUAAAUCUAAUCCUACCCCAAAUUAAAGCUACAGUAUGCAAGUUUUAUUUUUUUUAAAAAUCUGUUAAUUUACAUGUUUGUUAAAGCUUUUGCCGUCUGAAAAAAUGAAUCUAAAACAACCAAUCAGAACCAAGAGGUUGGUACAGAAAAGGAUUAGGGCCGCUGGGAAAAUUAAUUAAAAAAAAUUCUGGAUUUAUUUUCUCAAAAUUUUGACUUUGAUCUUUGAAUUUUAAAUUUUAUUAGAAUUCUGACUUUUUUUUUUUCAGUGACCCUAAUUCUCUUCUGUAGGAACGUCUUAGCGUUGUCAAUCAACUAGUCUAUUUGCUGCUAAAUGUGCUAAUGGCGGAGAAACAACUCAUCAUUACAGGAAAACUGUUUCUCCACCAUCGUUGGUGGCCAUGCUAACUAGCCUUAGCAUUCAUGAUGGGCUCUACUGUUGGGAAGAAGCUUUAGCGUACCAGAGAAGGUGAUUGACAGCGCUAAGCCCCUCCUCCUGACUCUGAUUGGUUGUUUCUGACUGAACAGUGUGUUUCUGUAGUUUCUGGGAGAAGACAGAUUAUCUGUGUCAUGACAGAGUGACAGUAUAUUAUCAAAUAUUUAAAAGCAUUUUUUAUAUCUAGAAGUUGUAUACUGUAGCUUUAAGGGUUUUAGGAAAGUCUAAGUGUUCUUAAUUUAUUUUCUCUUGUUUCUAAAGAUUCAAAGAAGUCGAGGUAAAACCGCUUGAACUUUCAGCUUUUGUUGUAAAUGUGAAACUUUGCCCAAUCGUUUCUCAGUAUUGUUGGAAAAUUAUGAUAAAAGAUGAUGUAUCUUUUAGAAAACGAUUCAAUAUUUUUCACACCCAACUGUAAAGGUCAGCGCACGCACACACACGCACACGCACACACACACACACGUUCUCAUGCGUCUCCUUCCAGGUAAAUUAAUCUGGUGUUAAACUUUGUUGUAACAUAGAAACUCUGAAUCUGUUAAAUCAUUGAUUUCACGUUGAUUUGAUCAUCCAACAGAAUAAUGUGUCGUUCAAUUUACUGACUCUACUAAAAGUUAAAGAUGGGACUUUUAAAAAUCUUUAUUAAUCACAUAGCAUGUUUCAUGUUGAAAUGUGAGAUGAAUGUAUUUGUAACAUUUGGGCCAUGAUGUCUAAAACGGUUCAACACUGACUGACCACAGUUUCAAUAACCGUUUCAUUUCUUUAUCCAUCCAGGCGUCGUUUCUGUCUUCUACCCCAAAUAUACGUAUUUUACCGUGUUUUUUUUGUUCUUAAAGAAAAUGUGUUAAAUACUAACUAUAAAAUGCAAUAAGAUUGUUCAAAUAUUAAAUCAACUCAAUCCUUCACCUGUUAAUGAAAGGACCUUCUGAUGAUGAUUUUAGGAUUUUUUGUUUUGUAAAAUAUAUUUUUUCAUGAUGUCAUUGUUGCCACAUCUGGGUCUUGUGGCAGGAAAAUUUGUACAGUUUCAUUGGGUCACUUACUUACAUAGUGUAAGAUGGAUUUGUUUUGUAUUAUUUUAAAUGCAAAAGUAGGGAUUUUAACUGAGAUUUAUUAGUAUUUAGCACUUAAAUUUCCAGGUGUUUUUUUCUUUUUUGUUUGUGUUUUUUACAUCAUGUCAGAAAUUAGAACUGUCUUCUUGCAGGUAUAGGUAGAGCUAAAGCUUGAAACCGAUCUGUCUUGUUUUCAGAUUAAAUGCUACAGAUUGUUUUUCAAUAAAUGGAUUAACUAUUGUUUA
Xiphophorus couchianus (Monterrey platyfish) is the source of this 3697-nucleotide messenger RNA. RefSeq names its product zinc finger and BTB domain containing 33 (gene zbtb33). The transcript is spliced from 2 exons. Gene Ontology annotation, molecular function: protein binding; RNA polymerase II cis-regulatory region sequence-specific DNA binding; DNA-binding transcription factor activity, RNA polymerase II-specific. Gene Ontology annotation, biological process: regulation of transcription by RNA polymerase II. The record is from RefSeq and is a predicted model, not a curated record. NCBI's taxonomy places the organism in Eukaryota, Metazoa, Chordata, Actinopteri, Cyprinodontiformes, Poeciliidae. Bases 131 to 1882 code for a protein of 583 amino acids.